ACAAAGUGAAAAAGAGCAGUUGUGUCUUCUGUCUGUGUGUCGCGCUCAACCACGGCCCGUGCUCGGGCACUAGCAGACCCUGGUGCAGUACCCCCCUCGCCUUCGGGAACGGACCCUUCUUCUCCGAAGCCCUCAGAGAGAGAGAGAACAUGCAGGACACCGAAGACAUCCCGGCAAUAAUGGCCACCUCGGGUGACUUCCCCACCAGCGCUGCAGCUGAAGAAGCUGCUUCUCAGACAGGGAGCAUGCAGGAGCAACCGGGAGGCAAGGUGGACCUAACCGUCACUGAGCAGCCUGGCCUGGGAGUCACCACAACAACCAUGACAACCAUAACUCAGACCGGAGGUGGCUGGAGCACGGGGCUCUUUAACGUGUGUGGGGACAUGACCACAUGCCUCCUAGGUGCCUUUGUCCCCUGCUGCCUGGACCUCAAUUUGGCGCACCAGUAUGGAGAGUGUUUGUGUCUUCCGCUGCUCCCUGGGUCCACGUUUGCCAUGCGUGUGGGCAUUAGGGAGAGAUUCAAGAUAAGGGGCAGCGUGUGCGAGGACUGGCUGGCUGUGUACUGCUGCUACCCUCUGGCGGUGUGCCAAAUGAUCCGCGAGAUGAAGAGGAGGCUGAGCAGCCAGGUGUACCAGGUGUCCACGAUGCUGCAGAGCUCAUGAAGGUCCGUCCGCUUGGGCGAGAGCAUCACGGGUAGAAUCGCGGCAACCGCUCGGAGGGCCAUUUCAAAGCUUUCCGAAUAAAU
Scleropages formosus (Asian bonytongue) is the source of this 745-nucleotide messenger RNA. RefSeq names its product PLAC8 like 1 (gene plac8l1). The transcript has 5 exons. Lineage: Eukaryota; Metazoa; Chordata; Actinopteri; Osteoglossiformes; Osteoglossidae. Bases 150 to 662 code for a protein of 170 amino acids. The record is from RefSeq and is a predicted model, not a curated record.